AUGCAACGGCUGUCGUUUUGUAUACAAUUAUUUAUCAUUUCUAACUUAUUUACUGUUGUCAAAUGUCAUAAUUUAUUUUCGAAUGCUGUGGAUUCAACAUUGAAUCCAAAUGUUAUUAUGAAAAACUGUACGAUUGGAGAAUUAUGCACAGGUUCUGUUAAUUCAAGCUCCGUAUAUUAUUAUGCAGUUCAAUAUACAUUUACGCCAAACACGACUGUACGUGUAACAACAAAUAUGAAAUAUAGUAUAGAACAGGAUGCGCCGAUUUUAGUUGUAGUCCGACAAAUUCGUGGAAUUGUUUCAUGGACACUUCCUUAUACUUUUCCAAAUGGAAUGAUUUAUUCAAAUGUUUCACGUAUAUUAUGUUUACAUAAUGAAGCUAAUCGUACAGAAAACCAUCUUACUACUGUUUUUAUUGAAAUAUCAACAUCGAAUACGGAUUUAAUUGAAUAUUCAAUUCAACUCGAUAAUGUCACUGAAUAUUCACUUCAAGUAGGGGUUUCACAUCAAUUUGAUGUAUCACCAUCUAUGCCUGUUUAUUAUAAAUAUAAAUUUCCACCUACUGUUGAAAGUGUUUUUAUUGAAGUUGAAUCACAAGAUCAAUUAUGCACUAGUGUAUCUGUUCAAUCAUUCGAUUGUCCAGUAUAUGAUGUGAAUGAAAUUGGUAUUAGACAAGGACAUUAUCAGACAAUGUCAAAAAGUGCUUCGUUUAAUGUUCAUUCAAAAGAAUUUCCAAAAAGAAAUGAAUUUCUUUUGGUUUUUAUUGUUAAACCAACAGAUUUUGAUUGUUUAAAUGAUAAAGAAUCAACAAUGAUUCAACCUGCUGGUGUUGUUGAUGUACCAAGAAAGAAAAAUGCAGUAGUUAAACUUCAAACAACAACAUAUUAUAAUUAUCUUCUUGUGGCUAUAUUUGUUACCGGUGGAUUGUUUUUUCUAAUUUAUCUUAUCGCUUUUAGUCUUAUGUGUAAAUAUAAGGAUACUUAUGAUGGUUUAGAUACUGCUCAUUUGGCAUCGUUAGAAGUAACCUCAGGAGCAGAACUUGCUGAACGUCGAGCUAGUAUGCAACGUAGUCAAACGAAUGAAGACGAAUCGAGUACAAAUGCAUAUGCUCGUCAAACAUCUGCUAUGGAAGUUAUCCAACCCGAAGGUGUUGGAUAUGUCACUGUUCAAUAA
Messenger RNA from Adineta steineri, 1173 nucleotides. The record is from the annotation of a GenBank genome assembly. NCBI's taxonomy places the organism in Eukaryota, Metazoa, Rotifera, Eurotatoria, Adinetida, Adinetidae.